Molecule: messenger RNA, 1145 nt
Organism: Sceloporus undulatus (fence lizard)
Lineage: Eukaryota; Metazoa; Chordata; Lepidosauria; Squamata; Phrynosomatidae
Product: C-type lectin LmsL-like
Exons: 6
Coding region: 132-644 (170 amino acids)
Molecular function (GO): signaling receptor activity
Source: RefSeq, a predicted model, not a curated record
AUAUAAAUGAGAGCUCUCUACACUAGAAAUAACAGAGGGAUCCAGGAAGAGAAUAUUUCCCAUCCCAAGGGCAACUGGAAUUGCUCUCACAGAAAGAACUCCUCCUUUUCUCUUAUCAAGUCAUCCAGAAGAUGGGACUCCUUGCCUAUGCCAGCCUAUGCCUUUUUGGCCUUCUGCUCUCCAGUUCUUUUCCAAGAGUUGAGGCUGACUCCUGUGCCGAAGACUGGGUGGAAAAUCAUGGGAAUUGCUAUGCUUAUUUUGACACCAAUAAGUCAUGGGUACAAGCUGAGAUUGAAUGCCAGAACUAUUUCCCCGGGGCCCAUCUUGCCUCUGUUCACAGCAUGUCAGAGUCAGUUUUCAUCGUCCAAUACAUCUCCACUAACCAAAAGAAACCAAGUGAUGUCUGGAUUGGUCGCCGUGCUUCUUUUCCGACUGGCAAGUGGAGUUGGUCAGAUAAAUCAGUCAGCAAUUACGCAACCUGGGUCAGUUGUGAGCCAAAUAUAUUCUGUGCAGCGUUGAUUCAAAGCACAAAUUUGGCAGAAUGGCAUUUUAGAGACUGUCGAUCCCAUCAAGCCUACAUCUGCAAAUAUGAGCUCCAGCCUACAUCUGCAAAUAUGAGUUCAAGCCCAGAUCUGCAAAUAUGAGCUCUAGAGAAGAUGGAAGCUUCCAGUUAUGCCUGCUUGAUGUUGAACUUCUAGACCAGCUGAUCUCUGAUACUGUCCCCAGUCAAUGAAGAAAGCCACUGACUUUCCCCUCCACCUUCUUCCAAAAGCCCCAUCACAAAAUCUACUUCUCUUUAGUCCUGGUGCCCUGCAGAAAAUUAAUAAACAUCCUCUGAUGCAUGUGUUGGCUGGUGUUUUUCUGUAAUUCCCAAAUGUUCUUUCUCCACUCAUCCUUGGGUGACUUCAAGGACCAGCAGAAGGUUCCUCCUGGACUUUUCUGCUUUUUCACAGAAGAGAGAAUUUGUGCAGGAUAGCUUCUCUCAGUCAGUAAGGAAAGUUUCACAUGCCCAAAUUUCCUCUCCUGCAUUCUGCAGUAGUUGCAGGGGGUCAGACUUCUUCUCCUGUUCCCUUAUCUGUUGGAGUUCCCCAGGGCUCUGUUCUGGGUCCCCUUCUGUUUUCUCUCUACACACUGUCCUUAGGAAA